AUUACUCUACUUUCGGUUGGACACAUAAAGUAAUCAAAGUGUACACUUAUUAUGACUUUGAUUAUGAAUUCCUCGCCCCCUUUAUGAAAUUUCAGUGGAUCGAACUCCCAGUCCUACUACUCCUGCUCCUACUCCUGGGUACAAAACUUUAUUUUAGAGGAAGGAUAAUUUUCGCUGCAUGCCGCCAUGCAAGAGUUGUUGCAAAAAGGGAUGGGAAAUGCAACAAAUGCUCUUUUAGUUGGUGGUUCAGCGGGGGUGUUGCCACAACCAUAUACUGUGAUAGAUUUCGAAAUCUGUUUCCAUCCGAUGCCAGAGUAAAGUGCUUUUCUGAUGGGGGUUAUUUCUUUCUCUCUUUAUACUUUUGAACAGGAAAAAUCAUAUCGAAGGAAAUGGAUUCCUAUCAAUGUUUGAGGGCUUAGUAAACCUACAUAGGUUAAAAGAUGUGCUGCCCGAAUCUUGUACUGCAAGAUUAAAUGCAGAACUGUGUUUUUCCCCGCCAAAUCUACAGGAAGAUAUCAAAACACCUAUCUUUUUCCUAAUGUCAGCAUUUGAUAGGGUUCAGAUCCAAUAUACUUUAUCAAUGGACCUUCGCGAUUGUGUGAGAAAUUUGAGUUGCACGCCGACUCAAAUUAAAGCAUCACAAGAUCUUCGGUUGGAGCUUCUCACAGUUCUACCAAAACAUAGCAAUAUUUCUUCCAAAGGGUUCCUAGUUACCUCUCCAUUUGCUCAUACACAAGUAGAAAAGGAUAUUUGGAUUAGUCAAGCUACAGGGACUAAUAAGACUAUUGCAAGCCUAUUUGGAGACUGGUACUUUGACAGGCAAAUAGUUCAAGUGGUAGACAAUUAUCCAUGUCCUUACAAAUGUCAAUGACUAGCUGCGGCUUUUCAAAAGGAUGCCCGCGAUACCAAUGAGAUAUGAUCUUUCUAAGGACUAUCUUGCGUUUAAUUUUAAGGUCAUCAAAAACAAUUAUAUAUUCUAAUUGUAGUCCGCUAUAUGUAACAACAAUGCUUUGUCCCUAUGCCUGAAUGGGGUUACCUCCAAAGUUAUGUUACUCUUUCACUUUAUUCUUCUCAAUGUUAUAUUGAGCAUAUCAAUAUUGGAGUAUUAACUUGCGGAAAUCCGUAGUUUAA
Molecule: messenger RNA, 1131 nt
Organism: Cuscuta europaea
Lineage: Eukaryota; Viridiplantae; Streptophyta; Magnoliopsida; Solanales; Convolvulaceae
Source: the annotation of a GenBank genome assembly